UGUCGGCGACGUCGUGAGACAUGAACGUGAUUUUUUGUUGAAUUUGAGCCUUAGCAAAAAUAUUUUCUUUGAGCUGAAGAUGAUUCAAAAGUGAUAUAUCGCUUAUUUACCCUAAUUAAAACAAUGGCGGUCUCAUUUUGUGGCAGAAGACUAUUAUUAACGAGGAAUAACCUUUUUAAAUCACAAAAAAGAAAUGGGUACAUCGUAUUACUGCCUGAAAUUGGAGAAGAUUUAACAGAAAAAAAUCCACUGCUUUCGGAAGAAACUAAAUUGCCAGAUUUUAAAAAGGUCACGAUUGAAAGAUGUAUCGCUGCUGUUAAUAAGCAAACAGUGGAUUUCGAACAAGGCGUCAAGAGCUUGGAGAAAAAAAUUGAAAAAAAAGAAAACUCAAACGUUAUCGCCGAUCUGCUAAAUCCUCUCGAGGAACUUGAAGUUCCUUUGGAAUCAACCUGGGGAGUCACCAAGGCAUUAUGUUUUGGAGAUAAACGUCGAAUGCCUACACAAUGUUACGAAAAUAUAGACAGACGGGUAAGGACAGCUUACUCUUAUAAACAUUGUAGUAAAACUAUUUUCCAAGCCUGCAAAUCUUCACUGGAAAAUGAAGAAAACAAGUUCACGAAAGAGCAGGAAAGAUUGCUCUCUAAAUUUAUAUUGGAGGGAAGACUCAAUGGGUUAGAUAUAAAAACUAAAAAAGUCCAAGACAACCUUACUUAUACUUACGAAGAGAUUGGGAAGCAACAAAAGUUAUUCCGAGAAAGACUUGAGGCUGCUACGAGAAUGUAUUCUCAAAUAAUAGAUGAUCGUGGAGCAAUGAGAGAUUUUCCAGAAGAAUUUUUAAAGCGCGUAGCUGCAGAUCCGAACCAUCCUCGUCAAGGUCCUUGGAAAAUUACUUUACAAUCUUUCAUCGCAUCGACAUUUCUAGAAUACUGUUCCGAUAGAAGUUUGAGGAAAGCUUUGUGGAAAUCCAAAGUCUUGAGAUGUUCUUUAUACGGAGAUAGGCAGUCUCAAAAUAGUACACCUCUUGAAAACAUCAGAGGAUCUCGAAACGAGGUGGCACAAGCUUUAGGCUACAAAUCUUUUGCACAUAUGAGUAUGGAAACCAAAAUGGCUGGCAGUUUAGAAAAUAUUUACGACGUGUUCGAAACUUUACGGCAAUCAGCACUCCCAGCUCAAGAACGCGAAAUUGCAGAACUGUACAGCUUCGCAAAAGAGAGGGGUUUUGAAGGAGAUCGGAUAAGGCAAUGGGAUAUUGCUUACUGGUCAAGAAAGCAACGACGUGCAAUUUUCCAGUAUGAAGAAAGCGUCGUGCAAGAAUAUUUUCCCUUGCCUAAGGUUUUAGAGGGACUAUUUAAACUUGCCGAAACGUUGUUCCACAUAAAAAUUGUCAAAGGGCCAAAACCAAGUGUCUGGCAUGAGGAUGUUCGAUUUUUUAAUGUUUGCGAUUUGGAGAACUCUGAUGCGGAACCCAUAGCAAGUUUCUAUUUCGAUCCUUAUCUCAGAGAAGAUAAAAUGCAAGAAGGUCAACAUGAUGGUUGGAUGAUCGGCAUAAGAAAUAGAAGCAAAAUUUGCGAUGUCAAUCCUUUAGCCGCGAUGGUAUUCAAUUUCCAGCCGCCAGAAGCGGGGAAACCUUCGCUUCUAACGUUCGAGGAUGUCGAAGAAUUAUUCAGAAAGUUUGGUAAGGGAUUCCAACAUCUUCUAACGACAGUGAAUUACACAGAACUGGCUGGUUUAUCGAACGUGGAAUGGGAUGCAUCUGAAAUUAGCGCUCAUUUUAUGGCCAACUGGAUCUACGAACCCACCAUAAUAUCAGAAAUCAGCGGACACUACAAAACUGGAGAGCCAUUGCCUCAAGAAACAAUCGAAAAUCUUAAAAACUUCAGGAAACACAUGGCAGGAUACAGACUUUGUGAAAAGCUUUACUUAUCUCAUUUUGAUUUAGAAUUACACGAAAAGCCAGAGUUUUGGGUGCAAGUUAUGAAUCGUCUAUGGAGAAGAUAUUUCGUUAUCCCAGAAUUCAAGGAAGACUCGCAUGUUUGCUCGUUCAGCGAAAUAUUCUCCGGAAGCUUGGGCGCAGCUUAUUACAGUCACCUUUGGUCUGAGAUGAUCGGCGCUGACAUUUUUAGUGCAUUUCAAGAAGUUCCCGUAGACGACAAAGCCCAUCAAAAAAUUAUUGGGCGCAGGUAUCGAGACACGUUCCUUGCCCUAGGAGGCAGCUGCUCAUCAAACGAAAUUUUCAGGAGGUUUAGAGGACGAGAUCCAAGUGCUAAGGCGCUUUUAAAAAAUCUCGGAUUGAAAACAGUUAUGUCUGAGAAACAAAUACAGGCUUAAUUAUUCGUACCAGUGAUUUUUACAAUGACAAAACAGAUCAAUUAUCAGCAAAAUAAUCAUUAAUCAUACAAGACACUCAAUGCUCAUGAAUUUGUAAAAUAUCUUUAACUGGAGUAACUAGAGUUUGUGAAUGUAAAAUUUGAUCAAUUACUCAUAAAGUGAAUACAUUUAUUAAAGAAUUGAA
This is a messenger RNA of Belonocnema kinseyi, 2512 nucleotides long. RefSeq names its product probable cytosolic oligopeptidase A. NCBI's taxonomy places the organism in Eukaryota, Metazoa, Arthropoda, Insecta, Hymenoptera, Cynipidae. The coding region runs from base 124 to 2328 and encodes 734 amino acids. The record is from RefSeq and is a predicted model, not a curated record. Gene Ontology annotation, biological process: proteolysis; peptide metabolic process. The transcript is spliced from 11 exons. Gene Ontology annotation, molecular function: metalloendopeptidase activity.